UCUCGUUGCCGUCAUCGUCGCAGCCGUUGGGGCUGUCUUUUGGUUGUCGUCGCCGUCGUCGUCGCUGCUCCUCUAUUGUCGUUUGUCGCCACAGCCAUAGCCACAACCAUUGCCAUAGCCAUCGCCAUCGCCUCUUCUUGUCCGUUGUUUCGCUAAGGCUCCUCCUGCGAUAAUGGCAAGAAAGAAAUUUGGAACGCGAACGUGAAUGGUUUUUUUUUGUGUGUUUUGCAACUUUUGACCCCGUGCGCGCAAUCAGGUCAUAAAAAUUGUUAACUCUAAAAGUAUGAAAUGAGACGAGGAGCUAUGGCCAUGCCUAUGCCCAUGCCCACUCUCUGUUGACUACGGUUUUGAACUGCACGUGGCACGGAUAGUGUGUGAAAGCUGUGGAGAGAGGGAGACACCGAAAACAAAACAAAGCAAAAACAGUGAAAAAGGAGAAAGAAAGCAACCAAAAACUUUCCGUCCAGCAUUCUUUUUUUAAAUGUACAUAGAAAUGUAUUGAACAAGUGAACCAAAUGUCAGGCUAAGAAGCAUCGGUGGAACCAACAGCAGCAGCGAACCGCAGAGCAGAGUGAGACCUCCACAAAAUUGGCCAUCGGCAGGCCACGGACGGAACACAAAACACGCACACACACACAAACAGCCUCACACAUAAAUACACAAGCACACGCACUCACACUUGCAGAAGAAUCAAGCUUAGCCUUUUGCCGCAGUCAUAAAAUAAUCAAGCCGAGGCAGCAGCAAAAUCAAGCCAAAAGGAAGAGGACGCGGACGUGGACGUGAACGUGGACAAAGAGGAGGAAGAGGCACUGCAUCAACAGCAGCAGCAUCAUCGUGCUGAUGUUGACGAAACAUCUCCGUUGGGAGGCAUAAAGCAAUUAGUAAAGGUUGAAUCCCCGCACGCACACCAGCACGUUGAACACGUGUGCAUACGUACGCACUGCCACAGAGAGUGAGAGAAAGACAUUGGAAGAGGAGAGUGCGGAGGGGAAGAACGGAAGAACAGAACGGAUCCAGGAUGCGUGGGGGAGUCAAUGGAGACACGCGCCCCCAAAGGAGUAUUUAGCCUAAUCGAGUGAUGCGCAGCACAGAAAUGCAGGGCGCCGCCGCCUUCAGCCUGCCUUAUUGCAGAUGCCAGAGAUGUCCAAGAUAACGGGGAAACAGCAGCAGCAGCAGAGCAAGAAAAAGAAGAGAAGGACAGCAACAACAACAGGAACAACAACAGCAACAAAAAGAACAAGAGGAGAAGGAAGGACACGACACACAAACAGCAGAAAGCGAGAAACGAAAAUCGAACUCUCCCUGUGAUAUAACUUGCACCGUAAUCGUAAAUCUAGCUUGUAGUUCAUCGUUAUUUAUCGAUUAACUAAUUAAUUAAUCUAAGCGCAACACUCUAACCUAAGUACAAGAUUAACCUCACUCCAUACUCGCCUAAAGCACGCCCCAGGAUAAUCUAUUUGCAACUAUACGGAUAAUACUUAUAUUACACUACCGCUGCUGCCCCUCUGCCCAAACCCAAACGGAAACCCAAAACCGAAAACCCAAGCAUUUGGAAUACUUUGCUGCCGCUCUGCUCCGCUGCCGCCGCCGCCGCCAGACCUGCGCCAAUUGAGAAAAUAAAACCAGGCUUUAUUCAAAGCUAAAUCUGAGAAGCUCUCCAUCAAAAGUGGGAGAGAGAGUGAGUGAAAGAGAGACCAAAAUCAAACCUAAACUCCAACAGAAUGGGAGAUGAGGCCGACAAACGUACGGGCAAGGAGAAACUGCUCUUCUACACGACUGCCUUCUUCAUCCUGCUGGGCACGUUCAGCCUGUUCGCAUUCCUCUUUCUGGUGCCGUUCGUCAUCGAGCCGGCCUUCACCACGAUCUUCAUGCAGUUCGAGGAGGUGCCGGCUUUGUGCGAGACCUACGACACGGAGAUCUUCUAUGGCGCCAAGAACUGCUCGUGGUCGUCGUGCCGCGAGGGCUGCACCAAGGACAUCUACACGUGCACCCAGAUACGGGUCAACUAUCGCCUCAAUCUGUACAACUUCACGGACGAGUUCAACUUCACGGAGUACCACAUUAACCUGAAGGAAUCGGAGCGCGUGAUACCGCCCGUGAAGCGCACGGAUCGCUAUGAGCGAGCGUUGCGGGACUACGAAUACGAUAAUCUGGGCGGUGGCAUCGAUGGCACCGGCCUGGACGUCGACAUAGGUGCGGGCGGAAGGCUGGAUCAGUUGAGCUUCGGUGAUGCAGACGGCUCCAAUGGCUUUCUGAUUGAGGACUCGGAUGAUGAGCGGGGUCUGAGUGCCACGGGCACCUUGAUCAACGACGAGCGCCAUCCCUUCGAUGAGAUCUCCGAGCUGAAUGAGGGUCUGAUGGGCAACAGGUCCAUGUACUACUAUGUGGGCGCCCGCCUCUUUCCCAAUGUGAAGGGGUGUGGCUAUCCGCCCAUGCUGAACUGCACCAUCUGGCUGAGGCGGUAUACGAAGAUCGGGAUGAAGUUCCCCUGCUACUACUCGAGGGUGGACCCCAGUCUGGUGAUCAGCGACCUGGACUACUGGCAGAACACCCUCAAUCUGGUGUACUCCAUGGCCAUACCCAUUCCCUCGUUCAUCAUUUCGGUCAUCUACUUGACGUACGCCUACUUCAAGAUCUACAACGAGGACGAGGAGACGGCGCCUCUCGAUAAGAAUGCCGAGGACAUGGACAUUGAUGAUAUCGAUGCCGUCGACGACAGUGACGGCGCCGUCCUGGCCGACAAUGUCGCCGGCAGCCAAAUCAUCAACAUGGACUCCACCACCAAUGACAGUUGUCUGGAGGGUGUCCUGCCCAAUGGUGGUCCCGGCAUGACCACCUCCAUAUCGCAGGGUGGCUCGGUCACAACCCCCGGUCCAUAUAUCGCACAAUCUCCGGCGGGCUCCCAGAUGACGCCCAAUUCGGAGAUGAACUCGUUCGGUCAUCAGUUGAAAGUUCAGAUGGCCGACGAGCUGUCCAGGGAUUCCCUGGAGAACGGUGUGCUCUCAACGUCCAACUCAGUCCAAGGAAACUUGAGCAAGACGAUGACGACGAGUAUCUCAACUCCACCUGGGCCGACAGCGGCAGUCUGAAACGUCAGGCGCAUGGUCUGGAAAAUGUUAGAUUCCGAUUCGGAAAAUGAGCCGCUGCUGGAAUCCUAA
Messenger RNA from Drosophila persimilis, 3158 nucleotides. It is a transcript of the gene tipE, whose product is annotated as protein tipE. The record is from RefSeq and is a predicted model, not a curated record. The transcript has 3 exons. The coding region runs from base 1722 to 3089 and encodes 455 amino acids. Gene Ontology annotation, biological process: regulation of sodium ion transport. Lineage: Eukaryota; Metazoa; Arthropoda; Insecta; Diptera; Drosophilidae. Gene Ontology annotation, molecular function: sodium channel regulator activity.